Messenger RNA from Sturnus vulgaris (Common starling), 2027 nucleotides. Its product is annotated as survival motor neuron protein-like. Gene Ontology annotation, molecular function: RNA binding. The record is from RefSeq and is a predicted model, not a curated record. NCBI's taxonomy places the organism in Eukaryota, Metazoa, Chordata, Aves, Passeriformes, Sturnidae. Gene Ontology annotation, biological process: mRNA processing. Gene Ontology annotation, cellular component: cytoplasm; nucleus.
AUGGCGGACGGGGUGCUGUUCCGGCGCGGCACCGGGCAGAGCGACGACUCGGACAUCUGGGACGACACGGCCCUCAUCAAGGCGUACGACAAGGCGGUGGCCUCCUUCAAGAAUGCCUUAAAGAAUGGGGAAUGUUCGGAGCCUUCAGAGAAGCAGGAGCAGCGCCUGGUGAUAAAGAGAAAAAACCAUAAAAAGAACAGAAAUAGAAACAAGAGCAAUACAGCGCCUUUGAAACAGUGGAAGGUUGGUGACAGCUGCAGUGCUGUUUGGUCUGAGGAUGGUAAUUUGUAUCUAGCAACUAUUGCCUCCAUCAACCAGAAGAGAGGCACAUGUGUUGUCACUUACACGGGAUAUGGAAAUCAGGAGGAGCAGAACCUGUCUGAUCUGCUUCCUCCAGCCAGUGAUGAAACAAAUGACAAUGAGACUCCAUAUUCAACAGAUGAAAGUGAAAAAUCUUCCUUGUCACCCCAAAACAAAAGCAACUGCACAAAAGCAAAAUUUUCUCCUCAGAACUUGAGAUUUCCCACACCACCACCACCAGCCCCAGGCGUAGGAAAGUCUGGAGCAAAAUUCAAGGCACCUCCAUCAUUUUUAUCUUGCUGGCCCCCACCCUUCCCAGCAGGACCACCAUUGAUUCCUCCUCCACCACCUAUGAGGCCAGACUCUGCUGAGGAUGAUGAAGCAUUGGGGAGCAUGUUGAUAGCCUGGUACAUGAGUGGUUACCACACUGGAUAUUACCUGGGUUUAAAACAAAGCCGAAUGGAAGCAGCACUGGAGAGACAAACUCAUGAAAAGUAACCGAAUAUCCACCAUUGUUCUGAAGGAUUGUAAGUAUUGCAGCUUUGUGGUGAAUGAAGAUAUAGUCAAAUUUUGAACUCCCUUCAAAAACCUCUUGGCUUUGGGACUUCAAUCCACUCCUAUGGCUCUCUGUAAAGACUACUUCUGCCAGUAGUAAUCCCUUCUUUGCUUAGCAGCUGUGGAAUUGUAAGGAUGAAGGAAAGUAUUAAUUGCUCUGAUGAGAGUUUUAGCUACAGCAUCUCUCUACAUCAGGAUUAACAGUGCAGCUUAUAUGAAUUAUUAAUGGUUCAUAGUGGGUUGUUUUGGGAACAAAAGGUUGUAAGUGAAAUGCAGUUUUUUCAUCUCUGUUUCUUUACACAGAUGGGAUGGUAGGUUGUAGUUAAACUUUGUUUUCAGGACAAAUUCAGUCUGGUAAUGUUGAGCAGUUCUGUUCUCAGUACUUCAGUACCUAUGCUUUUAUUUUAAAUGCUUUGUUCAGAAUUCUCCAGUGUAUUGUUUACUUCCUUAUAAAACAAAACUAUAUUCUCCUGGGGAAUUGUUUUCUGAUUUUCUAUAACAACAUGUAAUUUCUGUAAUGUAAUGUAAUUGAGUAAUUCUUUGUGUGUUUAAAACCAAAAAGCUCUUUUAUACUAAUUUGUGCUUCUUUUUUAAAGCCAGGUAAAAAUCUUUUCUGCUGAGAGGUGUAUAUCACUUAUGCAUUGGGGAUUGUGAAGAACUGAAUUUUAUCAAGACAAUUAGUUGUAACAUUUUCUUAACACUGAGCUGUCCCUAUUAACAAAUAAAUAACUUCAGACUAGUAAUUAAAUGUGCAUUGAAACUAACUGUUUCUUAAAGACCUUAGUCAAAUGUAUUUCAAAAGCACUGUAGCAACAAAAUACUUUUUACUCUCCUGAGGCAGUUUCAAGUCUUUUUACCAAGAUAGAUUUAACUCUUUUGACCCCAUGUGGUCGAUUUCAUUUAUCUCUCAACACAUCUUGCAUUUCUCAGACUUUCUGUCUGAAUGGCAGCACCAGAACAAUUGAUUAUGGUCUCCUCUUUUAGGAGAGAGCUAUGGCAGCAAUGUGUGUUACAGUGGCCACUGGUGGCACUGACAUGGAAAACAGUGCACUGUCAUAGUAGGAGGGACAUCUUACAGGUCUGAUUAGAAUCAUGAAAUAUGACAGCUGGUUUCAGGACGACUAUUGUCUUGUUUCAAAUGUGUGAAUAAAGUUCUACUUUUUAAGCUUUGA